UUCAUUGUUAGUUUUCUUCAGGGAGUAAGCCUAGUUAGCUCAACAAACUCGAUGCCCACCUUGAAGGUUUUAGCUCUCAAGUCUUCUGAGCAGAAAUUGCAUGCAGUUCUUAACAUCCUUAGGUGGUUCCCCUGUUUGGAAAAGCUCUGUGUUAUUUUUCAUACAAACCGUGAGAUGAAUGACGAAAAUGAGCCUCAGUAUGACCCACUACAUCCAAUCGAAUGCCUCGAGACCCAUCUAAAGAAAGUGGUGUUUAAGUCAUUUGAGGGCUAUGCCAAACAGGUUGACUUUGCGAGGUUCUUUGUAUUGAAUGCAAAGGUGCUAGACAAAAUUGAAUUUGAAGUAAAAAAUCACUACAGCAGUGGAACGGUGGCUUCUAAACACAAGCUGCUACAAGUGGAAAACAGAGCUUCCCGAGAAGCUCGGUUUGAAUUCAGGACUAUUUCAUACUGACAGAGUACCAUGUCAAUAAGCAUAACCAUGAUUGGUCGGUCAGUAGCCGACCCCUUCCGACAGCCGUCGACAGCGUUGAUGCCUGAAGAUUGCACUGUCUUGUGCUCAUUUUGUAAAUUGUGUUGAUGCCUGAAGAUUGUCUUCCGCAUAAGUCUGCUCUAUAUCCAGUCUAAAGUUC
Messenger RNA from Triticum urartu, 631 nucleotides. The record is from RefSeq and is a predicted model, not a curated record. NCBI's taxonomy places the organism in Eukaryota, Viridiplantae, Streptophyta, Magnoliopsida, Poales, Poaceae.